AUGUUGUUCACUAGAACCCCUGUGAUGACCCCCAAGGCGGCGGGCGCGCGCCCUGGCGUCAGCAGCCAAGGCAUGAUCGUCAACGGGCUCGUUUAUACCUCUGGCGCCGUUGGAAAGAGUCCCGAUACAGGGGAAUUUGUCAAAGGCCCUAUCGAACAGCGGACGCACCAGUGUGUCGCGAACCUUAAAGCAAUCCUUGAAGCUGCUGGAUCGAGUCUUGACGAUGUCAUUGAAGUCAAUGUGUACAUCACCGAUAUGGACGAUUUCGACAGGGUGAACGCAGUCUACAAGCAGUAUUGGGGCUCCGUCAAGCCGGUCCGAACAUGUGUUGGCGUUAAAAGCCUGCCCGGCUACACUGACGUGGAGAUCAAGUGCGUAGCAGUCGUGCAGACUCCACUACCGUCAAGGGUUUGA
This is a messenger RNA of Emericellopsis atlantica, 414 nucleotides long. Its product is annotated as putative L-PSP endoribonuclease family protein. Gene Ontology annotation, molecular function: deaminase activity. The transcript is spliced from 3 exons. The record is from RefSeq and is a predicted model, not a curated record. Bases 1 to 414 code for a protein of 137 amino acids. Gene Ontology annotation, cellular component: cytosol; mitochondrion. NCBI's taxonomy places the organism in Eukaryota, Fungi, Ascomycota, Sordariomycetes, Hypocreales, Bionectriaceae.